Lolium perenne is the source of this 723-nucleotide messenger RNA. RefSeq lists its product as uncharacterized. NCBI's taxonomy places the organism in Eukaryota, Viridiplantae, Streptophyta, Magnoliopsida, Poales, Poaceae. The record is from RefSeq and is a predicted model, not a curated record.
GAGACGUUAUAUAUUCAUUCUCUACUGCCCCUCAGUACAGCGAGCACUUGAGAAAAGCAGGAGCAAGCGAGCAAGAAGGGAAAGCUAGAGAUCCGAUCCAUGGAUUUCGAGGCCGCCGCGCAGGAGCCGAGGAGGGACGCGAGGAAGCUGGUGCGGUGCCCGAGGCUGCAGCUGGACGCCAAGACGGUCACGGCCGUCGAGCAGUCCACGGGCACGUCCAUCGCCGACCCGGCGCCGGCUGCCGCCGGCCCGGGCAGCGGCGCGAUGCGCGUCAAGGUCGUGCUGAGCAAGCAGCAGCUCAAGCAGGUGGCCGCGGCCGUCGCCGCCGGCGGCGCCUUCGCGCUGCCGCCCGCGCUGGAGCAGCUCGUGACCGCUCUCAAGCGCCAGCACGCCAAGAAGCAGGCGGCGGCUGCGGCCGAGGUGGCUGCUGCCGCGAGAGCGAGACGCCAGGGGCGGUGGUCGCCGGCGUUGCACAGCAUCCCGGAGGAUAUCUUCAGCUAGGCAACUUCCCUAGCUACGUGGUGUAGUCGAUUCGCAUGUAUAGCUAGCUUCCAUGGCCUCUCCAAAUUUCGUUUGGCCUAUUUCAUGCUUGGUUAAUUCCUGGGUUGCAAAUUUGCAACGUGCUAGAUCCAAAGCGAAUGCGCGCCCAACGGGUUGCGUUCCAACUUUGAAAUGCCGGAAAUUUUAAUCUGGCAUUUGGGACUUUGGGUCCAAUAUUUUUUC